Mustela erminea (ermine) is the source of this 2393-nucleotide messenger RNA. RefSeq names its product nucleoporin 54 (gene NUP54). Gene Ontology annotation, molecular function: structural constituent of nuclear pore. Gene Ontology annotation, cellular component: nuclear pore central transport channel; nuclear pore. Lineage: Eukaryota; Metazoa; Chordata; Mammalia; Carnivora; Mustelidae. The transcript is spliced from 13 exons. The record is from RefSeq and is a predicted model, not a curated record. Gene Ontology annotation, biological process: protein localization to nuclear inner membrane; nuclear pore organization; NLS-bearing protein import into nucleus. Bases 1 to 1689 code for a protein of 562 amino acids.
AUGGCUUUCAACUUUGGGGCUCCUGCGGGCACCUCCGGCACCGCUGCAGCCACUGCGGCGCCCGCGGCAUUCGGUGGGCUUGAGACCGCCAACUCCACCGCCAGUGGGUUUAAUUUUGGGGGUUUCGGACUAACCGCUAAUCCCGCGGUGAACUUUAACAUUGGGAACUUCGGCGUUGCGACGACCUCGGCGACGCCGUUCAGUUUUGGGAACAGCCUGGCGAGCGCAGGUGGGUUUGGAGGAUUUGGGACAACAACUACAACAGCAGGCUCUGCAUUCAGCUUUUCGGCUCCAGCUAACACAGGAACUACUGGACUCUUUGGUGGUACUCAGAACAAAGGUUUUGGCUUUGGUACUGGUUUUGGCACAACAACUGGAAGUAGUACUGGCUUAGGUACUGGUUUGGGAACUGGACUGGGAUUUGGAGGAUUUAAUACACAGCAGCAGCCACAGCAGACCACAUUAGGUGGUCUCUUCAGUCAACCCACACAAGCGCCUACACAGUCCAACCAACUGAUAAAUACUGCAAGUGCUCUUUCUGCUCCAACGCUAUUAGGGGAUGAGAGGGAUGCUAUUUUAGCAAAAUGGAAUCAACUACAGGCCUUCUGGGGAACAGGAAAAGGAUAUUUCAACAAUAACAUUCCACCAGUGGAGUUCACACAAGAAAAUCCCUUUUGCCGAUUUAAGGCAGUAGGAUAUAGUUGUAUGCCCAAUAAUAAAGAUGAAGAUGGGCUGGUGGUUUUAGUUUUCAACAAAAAAGAAACAGAUAUUCGAAGCCAACAACAGCAGUUGGUAGAAUCAUUGCAUAAAGUUUUGGGAGGAAACCAGACCCUUACUGUAAAUGUAGAGGGUAUUAAAACAUUGCCAGAUGAUCAGACAGAAGUCGUCAUCUAUGUUGUUGAGCGUUCUCCAAAUGGUACUUCUAGAAGAGUUCCGGCUACAACACUAUACGCCCAUUUUGAACAAACGAAUAUAAAAACACAGUUGCAGCAACUUGGAGUAACCCUUUCUAUGACUAGAACUGAACUUUCUCCUGCGCAAAUCAAACAACUCUUACAGAAUCCUCCUGCUGGUGUCGAUCCUAUUAUCUGGGAACAAGCGAAGGUGGACAACCCGGAUUCAGAAAAGUUAAUUCCUGUACCCAUGGUGGGUUUCAAAGAACUUCUUCGAAGACUGAAGGUUCAAGACCAGAUGACUAAGCAGCAUCAGACCAGAUUAGAUAUCAUAUCUGAAGAUAUCAGUGAAUUACAGAAGAAUCAAACUACAACUAUGGCCAAAAUUGCACAAUAUAAGAGGAAACUCAUGGACCUUUCCCACAGAACCUUACAGGUCCUGAUCAAACAGGAAAUCCAGAGGAAGAGUGGGUACGCCAUCCAGGCAGACGAGGAGCAGUUGCGAGUUCAGCUGGACACAAUUCAGUGUGAACUGAACGCACCCACCCAGUUUAAGGGCCGACUAAAUGAACUGAUGUCCCAAAUCAGGAUGCAGAAUCAUUUUGGCGCAGUCAAAUCUGAGGAGAGGUACUACAUAGAUGCAGAUCUGCUACGAGAAAUCAAGCAGCAUUUAAAACAACAACAGGAAGGCCUCAGCCACCUGAUCAGCAUCAUAAAAGAUGACUUAGAAGACAUCAAGUUGGUAGAACACGGAUUGAACGAAACCAUCCACAUCAGAGGUGGGGGCUUUAGCUGACACUGCACCGAGCUCCGCUAGCGGCUUGUGAAACUCUCCUCGGCUACAUCAGACCUUCCUUAGGAAUGAGACUGACCACACGGAGGGGAAGAAAGGAAAACCGUCCUCUCCUGGCUUUUGAGGAGGUUACUGACGAUUUAGAUCUGAAAUGACACCGCUUCACAGCUCUUCAGAGAGAGCCUCUGGCAGAUUUACGCCUGAAAGCUGUGCUCCACUAUAAAAGAGAAGUACGUGAUCACUAAAGAGAAGUACUGUUGUGCAUUUUGACAACAGCAUUGUCCUUAAAACUGAUCAGUGUUUAAUGAUUAUUUUCCAUUGAGCCUUUACUCUGCUUUCCAUAGCAAGUAGAUACAAAACACCUGCUUUGCACAUAACAUAAACUACACAACCACUUGGCUGUUGGAGCUUUGUACUUCAGAAUGUAAAUGUACAUCAGUUUUUAUAUAUUUGUGAAUUCAUCCGUGGGAGGAGUAAAGGAAAUCGAAGAGUAUUUAAUGAUUAAUGUGGUUUUUUUUUUUCAUUCUAUAAAGAGUUGAAAAUAUAUUUUUAUAUUAUUUUACUUGAAAUUUACAGAACACAUUUAAGUGAUUAGGAUAUAGCAAAAUUACAUUUUAUCAUUUUUGCAACUUUUUUGGUUUUUUUAGGCCUUUUUAUUUCUAAAGAUGAAAACGGAAAUAAAUUCUUGAUUGUACUUACUUUUAUGU